AUGAUUGCAUCUACCAGCAUGGUAACUAAAAACAAAUUUACCCUGGAUGAUGAUGAUCUUCUAAGGUCCCUCGUUGACGAACAUGGUAAAGACUGGAAUUUAGUUGCUGAACACAUGAAAACAAAAAAUGCUAGACAAUGUAAAGACAGAUAUGAGAAGUAUUUAGCUCCACAUUUGAAUCUCAGCCCAUUCACUAUAGAAGAAGACAUACAACUUUUAACGUUAUACAAAAAAUUUGGCUGCCGAUGGAUCAAAAUAUCAGAAUUAAUGCCAGGACGCUCGGAUGUUGCUAUCAAAGCAAGGUUUAGAUUAUUGAAACGUCAUGGAAAGACAAUACAAAACUUAAAGAAGGAGAAAAAUCAGUCACUCAAAAAUAAAGAACCAAAAUGUGAGCCCGGAAAUACAUUCUAUGAACAAUUAGAAAAUAUUUUUGGAACAUGCGAUGAUGAUUUUGUUGGUUUAUUAUGUUGA
This is a messenger RNA of Trichomonas vaginalis G3, 471 nucleotides long. Its product is annotated as RNA polymerase II transcription regulator recruiting protein. Gene Ontology annotation, biological process: regulation of DNA-templated transcription. The record is from RefSeq and is a predicted model, not a curated record. NCBI's taxonomy places the organism in Eukaryota, Parabasalia, Trichomonadida, Trichomonadidae. The coding region runs from base 1 to 471 and encodes 156 amino acids. Gene Ontology annotation, molecular function: RNA polymerase II cis-regulatory region sequence-specific DNA binding; DNA-binding transcription factor activity, RNA polymerase II-specific. Gene Ontology annotation, cellular component: nucleus. The transcript has a single exon.